UGAUACUAAUUAUUAUAACAAUGUAUCCUUCCAAUACCUUUAAAAUCCUCUCAUUGAUGAUACAUGGGUUUGCAAUUAUGCAAACAACAAUGGGUGGUGAUCCAGAUAUUCUCACUGAUUUCAUAGCCCCAGAAGGGACCAAUAUUAAUGGAAGCUUCUUCACAUUCACAGGCAUGAGAGUCCUUCUUACACAAGAAACUCCUCCCCCAACCUUCCAUGUAUUGAAGGCAAGCAGGGCAGAGUUUCCAGCUUUAGAUGGACAGAGUGUUUCAUAUGCUGUCCUUGAAUUCCCAACAGGAAGUGUGAACCCUCCUCACGUCCACCCUCGCGCCUCCGAGCUCCUCUUCGUUGUCCAGGGAUCCCUUCAGGUGGGAUUCGUGGACACAAACAACAAGCUUUUCACUCAGAGUCUCCAAACUGGAGACUUGUUCAUAUUCCCAAAGGGACUUGUGCACUUUCAAUUCAAUUCUGAUUCAAAGAACUAUGCUUUUGCUAUAUCUGCCUUUGGUAGUGCAAGUGCUGGCCUUGUGUCACUCCCUAACACACUGUUUAAUACCACCAUUGAUGACAAUGUCUUGGCUUUGUCAUUCAAGACUGAUGUUGCCACCAUUCAAACUUUGAAGAAAGCAUUUUCCCCCUAAAUCUUGAUGAUCAUGGAUACAAUUUUAUCUGUUACUUGUGUGCUUUAUUGGUUACUUGUUCUCUAAGUUAUUGUUUUUUCUUCUUUCCCUCAUGUUGUGCUUCAUUAAUAAGUAGGAUCUG
Molecule: messenger RNA, 762 nt
Organism: Arachis stenosperma
Lineage: Eukaryota; Viridiplantae; Streptophyta; Magnoliopsida; Fabales; Fabaceae
Product: germin-like protein 9-3
Exons: 1
Coding region: 21-641 (206 amino acids)
Cellular component (GO): cell wall
Molecular function (GO): manganese ion binding
Source: RefSeq, a predicted model, not a curated record